AACAAAACGUAUAUUUAAAAGCUUUUUAAUUUUAUAUGAGAAAGACAAAAUCAGUAUAUAUUUUGUUUUUUUUUUCUAAAGUAAGACGUAAUAAGUUUGAGAAUUCAUAAGAAUUUGCCAUAUUUUUUAUGCUUCUGAAAGCAAAAAGUAAUUAAUUUGUUGGUUGUUGAUAUAAUCGGCUAAUAUAACCCAUAUAAUAAACAAAAUCUAAAAGGGUGCAGAAAAAAAAAAAUUAAGAAUUGAAUUAAAAAAGAAAAUAAAAAUAAAGAUUUUUUUUUUGAUAUAAGAAAAAUAAAAAAGCAAUUAUGGUACGUACAAAACAAACUGCAAGAAAAUCAACUGGUGGAAAACAUUCUAAAAUUUUGGAGGCAAAGCGUCAACAUCAUAAGACGAUUAUUUCACAACCAGUUAAAGUUAAACCUGAAAAUGGUAAUUAUUUUACAAUAAUUCAUGGAGGAAGUGGUGAAAAAAAUGGUAGUGAUCAUUUUACAAGAAGUCGCAGUAUUUCAAGUGAACCGAAUUCAUCUAAAGAUCAAGGCAAAAAGAAAGUUGUGGCCAAACCCAAAGCAGCUAUAACAGGUAAAAAACUUGUAAAUGAGAAUUCUGAAAUAAAAUAUCGUCGAAGAUAUAGGCCAGGUACUGUAGCAUUACGUGAGAUUCGUCGAUAUCAAAAAAGUACUGAAUUGUUAAUAAGAAAAUUACCAUUUCAACGUUUAGUUCGAGAAAUUACAACUAGUUUUAAACAUAAUAUAAGAUUUCAAAAUGCAGCCUUGAGUGCUUUACAAGAAGCAAGUGAAGCAUAUUUGGUUGGAUUAUUUGAAGAUACCAAUUUAUGUGCUAUACAUGCCAAAAGAGUAACAAUAAUGCCAAGUGAUAUAAAUUUGGCAUUAAGAAUAAGGGGUGACAGAUCAUAUUAUUGAAUCUAAAUUCUAAAUUAUGUAUGUAUACACCCACAAACAUACAUUAUGUGUGAACUUACAACAAACUUUGUUUAAUGUUUGUUUCUAUUUUUUUUUUGUAAUGUUACAUCAUGUUUUUAGAUUUAGGUUGGGUAGAAAGCCCAGUUUGUUUUUAUUUUAUUUUUUUUUUUAUAGUUUAGUUAGAUGUGCAUUCAGAAGUAUUGUACUCUUUAUAUGGAUUUUUAAUAUAAAAUUGAAUUGUAAUAAAGGAUUAAUAUUUUAAU
This is a messenger RNA of Condylostylus longicornis, 1183 nucleotides long. RefSeq names its product histone H3.3A-like. Gene Ontology annotation, molecular function: structural constituent of chromatin; DNA binding; protein heterodimerization activity. Gene Ontology annotation, cellular component: nucleosome. NCBI's taxonomy places the organism in Eukaryota, Metazoa, Arthropoda, Insecta, Diptera, Dolichopodidae. The transcript has a single exon. The record is from RefSeq and is a predicted model, not a curated record. Bases 306 to 920 code for a protein of 204 amino acids.